Messenger RNA from Hypanus sabinus (Atlantic stingray), 914 nucleotides. It is a transcript of the gene pgpep1l, whose product is annotated as pyroglutamyl-peptidase I like. Gene Ontology annotation, cellular component: cytosol. Gene Ontology annotation, molecular function: pyroglutamyl-peptidase activity. The coding region runs from base 157 to 783 and encodes 208 amino acids. The transcript is spliced from 6 exons. The record is from RefSeq and is a predicted model, not a curated record. Gene Ontology annotation, biological process: proteolysis. Lineage: Eukaryota; Metazoa; Chordata; Chondrichthyes; Myliobatiformes; Dasyatidae.
GUCUCUGGCCUCCCCCGCCCGCUGCCCUGGGCCACCCGGACCCGGCACCUGCCAGCUCCGCUCCUGCUUCGUCCAUCGGUCUGGCAGAGGGGCGGGAAUAACCUGGGUAAAUAACUCAGAGUAGUGAUUGAUAAGGGGUACCUGUUGGCUGAGAAGAUGGACAAUGUCACACCCAAGGACACCAAUGGUUCCAGCCCGCCAUUGGUGUUGGUGACUGGGUUCGGACCGUUCCGAAGAUACCUCAGUAAUCCCAGCUGGGUGGCUGUUCAGGAACUGAAGGCAUUGGGUCUGGGUGAGAACAUCCGAAUGCACAUUGCCCUACUGCCUGUGCACUACCAGAGGUGCCGAGAGCUGGUGGCCAGGAUGUGGGAAACGCUUCGGCCACAGCUGGCGGUCCACAUUGGGGUAGCAACAGCAGCGAAGACCGUCAUUCUCGAACAAUGCGCCAAGAAUCAUGGAUACAAAGAGGGCGAUAUCUGUGGCCUCACUCCGGAGGGGAACUGCUGCAUCGAGGGAGGGCCAGAGGAGAUCGAGUCACUUGUCAAUAUGAGGGCAAUCUACAAAAAAUUCCGCUCAACAGAUAUCGCAGUCCUCCAUUCCAGAGAUGCAGGGAGGUUCCUGUGUGACUUUGUCUACUACCUUUCUCUGCACCAUGGCAACGGAAGGGCCUGCUUCAUUCACAUCCCUGCACCGAGCUCCGACUCAGAAGCCAAGACCCCAGGCAAGGUCCUGCAGCUGAUCGUACAGGAGAUGCUCCAACAGCUGGAGACAGAUAUCCACUAACAGCAGCUUUGCAGAGAACCAUGAGGAGUGUCUACAGAGAGAGAAAGAAAGGCUGACUCACAUUUCGUAGCACCUUCCACCUCCCUUUCCGAUUGUCCCCACAGCCUGUGAAGUAUCAUUAAAGUUGACAA